CUCUGCAGUAGCUAACUAGCUAGCUAGCUGUGAAUAAAGUGGCCUGCUGAUCAUUUCUGUUAACCAGUGAGCUAGAGUGCUUACUUCAGCAGCAUUAAGGUAAUCGAGAUGUAUAGUGAAGGAUGAUAUUCCAGAGCGCAUGUCUGAGGUUUUCCAAACAAGUCCGUUUCCUGCAGGGUCUGAAGAAGGUAACGUUAGGAUGUCGAAUGAUCUUGCUGGUGUGUGGGAGGUGGCACUGAGCGAUGGAGUCCACAGGAUAGAGUUUGAACACGGCACGACCACCGGGAAAAGGGUCAUCUACGUUGAUGGAAAGGAGAUACUGAGACGGGACUGGAUGUUCAAACUUGUGGGGAAGGAGGCGUUCAGUGUGGGCAAAUCAGAGACCAAAGCAACCAUCAACAUUGAUGCAGUCAGCGGGUUUGCCUAUGAGUACACCUUGGAGAUCAACGGGAAGAGCUUGAAGAAGUACAUGGAGAACCGAUCAAAGGUCACCAGCACCUGGGUUCUCAACUUGGACGGCACUGACUGCAGGGUGGUCCUGGAGAAAGACACCAUGGAUGUUUGGUGUAAUGGACAAAACAUUGAGACUGCAGGGGAGUUUGUGGACGACGGCACAGAAACGCAUUUCACACUCGGAGACCACAACUGCUGCGUGAAGGCCGUGAGCAGCGGGAAGAGACGAGACGGGAUCAUUCACACGCUGCUCGUGGAUGGCACAGAGAUAGCUGAAUGCACAGAGUGACCGCAUGUGUGUUUACAUUUGUAUGAAAGCAGAGACGCGGUUCAUACGUGUGACUUGGUAUCUAUGUGAAAUAGAGGCAGAGUGUAGAGUAGAGUUGGGGACCAAUUGGCAGAAAUACGCGCUCCUGUGUUUUGGUGGCCAUGCUGUGCAGGGUAUAUUAGCCAUGUAUUGGUCCUGUAAGGGUUGUUCUGUAAUUAAUAUAUUAUAGUAAGGGUUGAAGACAGGACCUGCAGUCUGGGCAGUUUUACAAAAGAUGUUGCAGCUAUACCUUUCAGCCUCAAAAAGGGAUUUAGCAUCUCAAAAUGCAAGUUCACACUGAAAACACUUUUUUGAGUUGUAAACUGGUACUGUACAUUGAUAUAAAUGCUAUCCAUUUCAGUAAUAUGAUCAGCGUUAGAGGCCAGACGUGCCAUAUUUAUUUGACUCAGCCUAGCUCGGUUUGCCCUGUGGCUGUUGACAUUUUGCAGCUGGCGUUCACUUAGGGGAUAGUGGAUAGGCCUGAGAUUGUCUUGAUUCAGAGACGUUCUGCACCGGUUGUCAUUUCGGAGAAAACAAGCCACUUUACAGAUAAGCAGCAAACUCCAGACUCCACCUGUUCUCCCUGCUCUUCAUGCUCGCUUUCUUGUAUUUUUCAAUAUUGCGCAGUAGGAGAAUUAGCAGGCCACGAGAUUAUUCCUUCCAUUCUCAGAAGUAGUCAUUGUGUAGUACUACGUUGAUGUGUUGGUCUUUCUGUGAUUGGUCCAGCCAGUUGAUAUUACAGUAAUAUGUAAUUAGCUUUUGGCAGACUGCUGAAGAUGUGUCAAACGUUCUAGGGUACAUUGUAUACAACUGAAACGCUGAAGUUUCAUAGACAAUCAUUAGGAAGUGACAUUGUUGCCAGUAAUAAAUCAUAUAGACAGCUGAAGCAAAUCACUGAUAUCCAGACAAAUUUUGGAGACUGUGUUAUUGUCAGAGAUGUGUGGAAUCCUGUUGUGCUGUCAAAUUAUUAGUCUUUUUUUUUUUGAUGUUGUGGUGACACAGAAUGUAAGCUUUUUUUAUAAAGUCAUGUUCAGAAAUUAAAGAUUGAAAAGGUU
Molecule: messenger RNA, 1815 nt
Organism: Perca fluviatilis (European perch)
Lineage: Eukaryota; Metazoa; Chordata; Actinopteri; Perciformes; Percidae
Gene: faima
Product: Fas apoptotic inhibitory molecule a
Exons: 5
Coding region: 140-742 (200 amino acids)
Biological process (GO): positive regulation of neurogenesis; negative regulation of extrinsic apoptotic signaling pathway via death domain receptors; canonical NF-kappaB signal transduction
Source: RefSeq, a predicted model, not a curated record